Triticum dicoccoides is the source of this 301-nucleotide messenger RNA. RefSeq names its product long chain base biosynthesis protein 2d-like. The annotation marks the transcript as partial. Gene Ontology annotation, molecular function: serine C-palmitoyltransferase activity. Gene Ontology annotation, biological process: sphingosine biosynthetic process; ceramide biosynthetic process. Gene Ontology annotation, cellular component: serine palmitoyltransferase complex. Lineage: Eukaryota; Viridiplantae; Streptophyta; Magnoliopsida; Poales; Poaceae. The record is from RefSeq and is a predicted model, not a curated record. The transcript is spliced from 3 exons.
GGUUACGCGCCCAUUUGCUGUGGGUACGAGGAUUUCUACUGGCGCCGCGUCCACCUCCGCAUGCAGGACUGCUUCGAUCGCCCCGUUGCUAGUGCGCCAGAUGCUUGGCUGGAUCUAGUCGAGCGUAACUCAAAUGACUGUAACAAGACACUCCAACAUAGCGCGGAAACGUCCAGGUGUCUUAACUUGGGUUCCUACAACUACCUUGGUUUUGCUGCAGCAGAUGAGUACUGCACCCCACGUGUGAUCGAGUCGCUCAAAAAUUACUCUGCCAGUACUUGCAGUGCUCGAGUUGAUGGAG